AAAGGAUUCCAUAACUCUGGCAAAACCAUUUCUGAACUCCAGACAAGAAACACAGUGGCAAAAUUUUUUCAAAGAUAAAGAGGAAGAAGAAUUUGACUUCAAGGCAGAGUCCAACUUUAAACUUUUAGAAUUAUCUGAGUAUGUGAAGCAGAAAAGACUUGAAAAAUCAAGAAAUUACCAGCCAGUUACAAUUCCACAAAUAGUUACUGAUGAUAAAGAUAUGGAACCAGUGGUAAUUGGAAAACUAACAGCAAGUAAAAAAUCUAACACUAUCAAAUCACUAGCACUAGAGGUUGGGCAAAUGGUGCUAGUGGAUAUAGAAAAAUAUGCUGAUGAGUGGCCACAGGUUGGACAAAUACUAGAAAUUGCAGCUGGAUUGGUUAAGAUUCACUGGUACAAAGGCAGCAAGACAGGACCUUGGUGUCCAUGUACCAUUCCUGUACCAGGAAAACGAGGAAAAAGAAUGCCAUGGAUUGAAGAGAUAAGGGCAGAAGAAAUAUGGAAUAAUAAUUUCAACUUAACUAACAAAAACUGUUUGACAAAGCAAAUUAGAUAUGCCAUUGACAAUUACGACAAUUAA
This is a messenger RNA of Mytilus trossulus (common blue mussel), 580 nucleotides long. RefSeq lists its product as uncharacterized. The coding region runs from base 221 to 580 and encodes 119 amino acids. NCBI's taxonomy places the organism in Eukaryota, Metazoa, Mollusca, Bivalvia, Mytilida, Mytilidae. The record is from RefSeq and is a predicted model, not a curated record. The transcript is spliced from 3 exons.